Molecule: messenger RNA, 1230 nt
Organism: Prorocentrum cordatum
Lineage: Eukaryota; Dinophyceae; Prorocentrales; Prorocentraceae
Source: the annotation of a GenBank genome assembly
AUGACAGCGCCCGAGGCGCACUGCAGGGGCAACGAGAGCAAACUUCUUUCGUCUACUGAUGUUCUCUCAAUUCAGAAUAAGCUCAAGCCGCAAUGCAUCACAGCAGCUACCAUGAUGAAGGCAGCUCGGACUUUCGUGAAUACCAUCACCUGCCUCACGAUUGGUAAGAAGAAGAAGCUGAUCCAUGACUUCGACAUCCGAUGCGUUAUGACAGUGCACAACAAGAAAUGCAGAUCGAGACGUCACUACGCCACCUUGGGGGAGGUACAGCAAUCCCUGCUGGAGGACGUGUACGCGAUCGCACCUGCAGCGAAGGAGCUGACACCUCCCUGGAACUACGAGCCUAAGCUUGACGAGAAGGCGCCGUGCGUUGGCGCGAUCAGGGAGUUCAAGGACGACGGCCUUCAAAGCUGUGCCGAACUGGGCUUCGUGCAAGGAGCUAAAAUCCAGGCCGUCGACGAUGAGACCAGGAAGUACAUCAUCCAGAACGUCAUGGGCGGCGAGGCCACUGUGAUGAAGCUGACGGACACGGGCAACAAGUUCACGCCGAAGCCGUUCAAGAUACUGGUUUCCAAGAUGGUCGACGAGUACAAGGUGCUCAUGGAGACAGAGCACGUGACCAUCGAGGCUGACGGGGCGUCCGUUCUGGACGAGCAUGCAGAUAUUGCGAACGAGGAGAUGAAGGCUCUGGUGAAACUGGCGCUCACCAACGCUACGUAUGCCUACAACGCGAAGGUGAGCAUCGAAUACGUUCUCAGCUCGAGGCCGACUGUUUCGAAGGUGUCCGCGACGACCGAUUGCCCUAAGCAUGGUAUGAUAUUGAUCCCACUGACGCCACUUGUUUCUAUCGGCCCUAAAGCGCCCAACAACUGCAUAGUUGUGUCUAUCCUUGGCAAUCGAAGCGGCACGCAUUGCUACAUAAGCCCGAAGACUGAUUUCAACCAUGGUGAUGAGACUAAGCUCGUGGUUCCAUUUUGGAUCGUGCCCGAGGGGGAUGAACCGAACCUAGAGUUCAGCAAAAUGAAAGUUCAGCUAAACGGCACGGUUUCGCAUGGUAAGUCUACUGAGGCUGGCGCGCUUUUGUCUGUUGAGAUCCCCUACCUCACAAACCCCAAGCCGAUCAAGAAAGGGACUGUGCUGUGUAGGCCUCCAUUUCCUAAAGUAGACCCGACCCCGAAGAGAGCCUCCGUGGGCAGUGGGGGCGGCGCUCCUAAGCGAGCGAAGGCGUGA